Messenger RNA from Trypanosoma rangeli, 375 nucleotides. RefSeq lists its product as uncharacterized. NCBI's taxonomy places the organism in Eukaryota, Euglenozoa, Kinetoplastea, Trypanosomatida, Trypanosomatidae. The transcript has a single exon. The coding region runs from base 1 to 375 and encodes 124 amino acids. The record is from RefSeq and is a predicted model, not a curated record.
AUGUCAGCGGAGGCGGAGGCGCUGGAGGCACGGCUGGAGUACGAGCAGCUGCUGUGCGAGCGGGAGUUCCUGCUGCGCGAGACGGAGGCCACAGCAUGCCUCACCGCCCGCGCCACCACUGCCCGCCAGAAUGCGGCGGAGACAGACGUCGGGCUGCUGCGCGCUUACCUGGAGGGGCGCCGGCGCGGGGACGCCCGGGCGUGCCGCGCGGCGGAGGACGGCAUGCGGGCGAAGCUGCAGGCGGCACAGCGGCGCGCGGAGGAGCUGCGCCACAUCCUCGCGGCGCUUCAGACGGAGGCGAUGGAUGUCAAGGGGAGGUGCGCAUCCCUCAUCAUGUGUGGCGCCGGCACCAGCGUCCCUUUUCUGUCUGUGUGA